GGGGGAGGAGGAGGAGGAGGAGGAAGAGGAAGAGCCCCGCGGGGGGUGCGCGGCCGCGGCGGCCGGUGACAUCACGCGUGGAGCUGCUGCAGAGGGAGGCGGAAAAUGGCUGCUGCCAGAAUGUUUUUCAGGGAACGUUUCAUAAAUCAUAAGAAUGACAAACAGAGAAGAGAAAAGGAAUGAGAAGGUUAAAGAAAGCCAUUGGCUCCCACCUGAGAUUUGACCUCAGAAGGAGAAUCCCAGAGGUGAACAGGAGGUGAUUCAGACAAGAAGUGAAAGAAGUAUAUUUCACCUUUGAUCUGUUUUGGCAAAGAAAACAUUAUAAAGAGAGGCAUCUGCAGUCCUUAGACAAGUGAGAGGACAGGGUGAGAAAACGCUGCUGGACUUCUCUUCCAGCUGCAUCUGUAUGACAAGAAAACCAUUUAAAAUGAAAAAAUUCACACUGUUUGAUUUUAUACAUGACAACUCGCUGCAAAUUGGAGAGACUUCGUGGAUUCAGGAUCUUCCCAGUGAUGACAGUGAACUAGAAGGAUUUCUGAAACCAAAUGAACAUGUGCUGGUUAACUGGCCUGUGGGAGAAAGAAAGACAGAAAAGCAUCUAGUGAAAGUUGUAUACAUGAGUGAUGACCCCCAAGAGCUGGUGGAAAUGAUGCAAAAGAUUCUACAAGAGGAUGAAAUAACGAAAAUACAAGUCCUUGGAAAAGGCAAGAGGAAGAGGAUAGAAAUGAUAUUCUCAGAAAGUGAAGACAGUGAUCUGGAUAAAGAACAGAAGAUGGUGAAGCAUAUAAAAAGAAAAAAAGCAUUUCAGGCAUCCGCUCCUGCCAGCAUCCUGAGUCAACUUGAAGCAUCUUUAAUUAACAAACAGAGAGAACCAUAUUCAGGAAGCAACUUUCUAUGCAGCGAAAGCAGCAGUGAUGAUGAAGAGCCUUUAUUUCAACUAUCCAAGGUGGAACUGUGUGCCAAAAUAAAAAGUCUCAAGAGGAAGCUGACAGACACCAUGAGAGAAAACUGCCGCCUGAGGCAGUCCCUGGUGAUGCUUCAAGUGUUGCCACAGGCAGUCACUCAUUUUGAGGAACUGGUAGGGAUGGCUGAAGCACUGCUCAAAGGGGGAGUGACAACGGCUACAUCCAGUCUUCAUUCACAUGCUGUUUGGAAAUCAUCUAACAACUCUUUAGCAGAUGUGUAUGCAGCUAUGCAUAGUAACUCCAGCUCACCAGUGACUUUGAAUAUGGAAGAUGAGGAGCAACCAACAGAAAAACAGUUCAAGAUCGAGAAGUGGCAGAUCGCACUUUGUAACAAGAGCAAACCUCAAAAAUUUAUAAACGACUUGAUGCAAGCACUUUAUACGCAUGAAUACAUGGCUACACACAGCCUGACAGGUGCCAAGUCAUCCUCUUCAAAGGAUAAAGCAGCGAAACCAGCUAUGAAUCAGAAUGAAGUUCAGGAAAUCAUAGGUGAUAACUUGUUAACGUUACUCAAUAUGGCACUGAUUUGACAGAGGGCUGUCUCUGACUAUGGUCACUAAUACUUAACAGCUGUUCUACUCAGGUUAUAUGUUGUUUUACAUUUCCUUCUUUGUCUCAGUGGGGUUUUUUUCAGCCCAUCUGUUAGGAGCUCUGUCAGUGAAAUGCUAAGUAGUCGUACUUCUGUUGUGUGGAUUUUGUGUUGUAAGUGACUACUCAGGAACAGUGAUAUUAUCACUUUAGAUUUUAAAGGGCUAACAUGCAGUGGUUGAAUUGGACCAUCGCAAUGUCAGAUUAAGAAAAUGGAAGGCAAAGAGAAGACACACUCAGAUCAAAUCUAAAACAAUGUCUGCUGUAUUCUGAAGUUAGUGAACAUUAACAAUUUUGACAUUUUAAAUAUUGCUUGAGGCAAAAUGAGAUACUAAGUAUGGGAGACAGGAACAGUGGUCAAAGAAGCAAGCAAAAUUUGUUUUAUGCUGAGAUUUAAGGCAGAAAAUGUUUGGUGAAUAGAAUAGGCAACCAGUUCAGAUGCAAGUAGAUGAUUUUAAAAAAAACAGUGUUUGGGGAGCACAUGAAACUUGAUUUUUAUUGGAUUCAAACCUGUAGUUUAAUAUUUUAACAACGGAGCCCAAAUUCCUGUACCAGAAUCCCUCCCCCAUGGCAAGUCCUCAGACUAUGCCAGUUCACUCCGUUCCCUUCCCAGUUUGUCUUCAUUUCCUGUACCUUUGUCUGGUUUUGUUGAAGUUGGCCAUCAGUUUCAGAAGUUAUCAAUAGGAUACUGAUGAUACUGUUGUGUAAGCCUCUUUUCUUUGAAAAUACACCCAUAGAAAAAGGCCUAAAAGUAGAACAGAGAAGGAAGGAGUGCGUAAAAUAGUGAACAUUUAGAGGAAGUAUGAUGAGACAAUUUCAGAAUGCAAUUGUAAAAAGUGUAAAGAAAAUGAACAAGGUUUACUGGGAAGAUCUACUAGUAACUUUUCUAAAGGGAAAGAGCUCGGAAAACUGAGCAAGGAGGCAAGGAAGACAGUCAGAACACUGGAUACUGCAUGCUGUACAGAGUUCAGUGAUGGGGGGAGCCUAACUGAGAAGUCAAAGAAGUUUGUUAAGAGAAACGAGAACAUUCCUGAAUUCAAACAGGAAAGUGUCAACACUAUGAAGGAGGAGAGGAAAAAUAAGGAAGAAUUUCUGGGAAUUCUAGAAAAUGAAAGAGGAGGAAAAAAAUCAAGGGAAGUGAGGAUGAUGAAGGAACUUCAUUAAUUGCUGGUGUUAAGUCCUGCAAGUGCUGCAGUAAAAAAAAAAAAGAGAUGAAAAAUAUAAGAGGAAACUGAGUGUAGGAGGCAUUAUCUACAAAUGCACAAUUAAUGAACAAGACCUGUAAGAUUCAGAGGCGUGAGAACUUGCAUGGAUAGGAAUAGGUCUCUGAUGGAAACAGAGGAAAGGAGAGGAUCAGCACACUUAGGCUGGAAGAUCUUCUUCCUUUUGAGUAAGCCAAGAACAGGCAUGGAAGUAUGAAAGACAGAGAGAAAAGCAAAGUAGAUGAAGUAGUGAAUAAAGACAGAAAAGUAACUAGAGCUGAAGCAGAGGCAGCCAAAUAUUUCAGAGAUGCAAUGAGGGCAUUUUAGAUCAUGGAUCUGUGGUUUCCCUGAUUUGGAGGACUCAUACACUAUUUCUUUCCAAACACAGAUGAUGCUUUGAUUAGGCGAAUGAUGGGACAAAAACUGAACAAUUGCACCAAGAAGCCAAUUUUAAGCAAAGAUCUUAACUCAGGUGCUUUUCAGAAGCAAGGUUUUUGUGGUUCAGCAGCUGCUCCUCAGGGCAUCAUCCCUUCGGCUGUUCCUCCCAGCACACAAGACGAGCAGGAUGAUGAUACAACAGCUGCUAAUGCACAAAUUCAGCAAAGCCACAGCCAUCCAAGCCCUGCACCUCUCAGCACCCAAGGGGAGAAAGAGUGUUUCAAACCUACUUCUAAAGUGGAAUCUCAUCUCUCCAGAAGCUCACAAGCGCCCUCUGCCAACCAGGGUUGUGGACAGGACCUCAGGAAUCCAGACAAGGAAUAACAGAACGUACUUCAUGCCAGCUCAAGUUCCUGUUGGAGGUGAAGGAACAGCAUAAAAUUAAAAUGAAAUAAUACAUAUUGGGCCUAGCACCAUUGGACAGAAAUAAUGCAAGCAGAGUAGAAGCUUGGGAACCAAUUCUUAAAGUGAAAAUCCCUCAGCUUAGCAAAAAUGAAGGUAUAUUAAUAUAUUUGGCUUUAAGAUAUUAUUAAAUAAAUGCAUGUUAUACUGUAAUUCAAAAUAUAUUAACUUGACCCAAAGUAUACAGGAACUGCUCUGCUUAGUUAGAAAAACACCACAUUAUUUAAAGUAAUACCAAGAGAAUUUGUAAGAGGAUCCUUAAUUCCCUUGCUUUCACCUUGACAGCUGAUGGAAAACCGCUUUACUGAUCAGAGAAAGAUCAUAUUGAUACAAAAGAGAUACAGAAGUAUGGAGAGAAAUACAAAUAAAUAUUUGAGGAUGCUGUUAACUUAGAAGGAAGAAAAAAUCUCAGGGCAGUGAUACUACCUGAGAUGUCUGAAAGAAAGAAGCAGCUCAUUUUUAACCUCCGGAAGUUGGAAAGGCACUGAAAGGAGGCUCAUUCUUUCUUAGCUCAGGGAAGAGUGCACUAGGAUGGCUUACUGGGUUGUGGAGGCCAUGGCUUUCCUCAGAGGCUUUUUGAUGCUGAUGCUUUGAUUUGGCAGCUCUCAUUGUCUCUUUCCUGACCUCUGGGUCCAGAAGAUAAAGGUAAUCGUUCCCCCAGCCAAAAAAAUGGAAGAUAAUCUCUGGAAAGCAGUUAGUAAAGGACAGAGCUGCCAGCUCUUUCUCUGUAUGUUUAGAUUUUGGUACACUGCUGUUGGAUUAAAGAGUAGGUAGAGAGGUAGAGCUUGUUCCUCAUGGGAUUGGCACCAGAAGUCCCCCAUCAGCUGGUAGUUCCUCUUGAGCUCUAACACCAUUGCCCCAGGGGCACAACUAGCAGUCAUGCACCCUGUAACUGCCUGAGAAGGAUGAGGAAUGGUGCAUUUUUUUUCCUUUGUGGAUUGAUUCCAGUUUGUUUUGUAGUGAUGGAAAGAGAGAACACUUGAACUACAGCUUUCACACUUGAGGGUAUCUCUUCCAGAACAGCGAGUACUAACAGUCAAAUCUAUUUCAUACUUGGCAAACAAGCAACUAAUGAAUCAAGAUGGGAAAAAAAUGAACAAAGAAAUAAACAAAAAACCCUUGACUAACUUUGUAUGAGGACUUACAGAACUAGAAACAGUACAAGGGUGAAUGCAAGGAAAAAAAACAGAAGGUAAGGUUAGUAACUGAAUACCUCUGAAGUGCUGCAAACUUUCCUUUGUUAGAACAAUGCACUAAUAAAAUAUACUGUAGAGAAGACUUCUUGGAUAGGAUGGAAUGGGUAGAUCACUGAAAUGAUCUACUAGCCUCAUUCAUCUCUCACAUCUAUCAAUUCCUUGUAAACAGGAUUAAGAUGAAAGCAGAUAGGACAAUGUGAUUAAGUUCCGCCUCACUGCCAUGCAUCAAAUGGAACUGGAGGAUGUUUGCUACUACAUAUAUUUUGUAUAUGUAUCUGUAUAUUCAGUGCACAAGAAUGUAUAUAAUUAAUCAUAUUUUUGAAGCAGAUUUCUAUCAAAUAAAAUGAAACAUUACUA
This is a messenger RNA of Coturnix japonica (Japanese quail), 5148 nucleotides long. The record is from RefSeq and is a predicted model, not a curated record. Lineage: Eukaryota; Metazoa; Chordata; Aves; Galliformes; Phasianidae.